CAGGGCUGGACUGCCACUCCUCCUGCUAUGAUGCCUGGGCAGAUCUCGGACCCUUCCAUGACUGCGGGCUCUCUGCCAGGGCUCAGUCCCCUGACCGGAUUCCCCAGCUUGGCCCUGACUGCAGAGAAGCUGAAAUAUGCUGACAUCUGCCACAUUGGGGCCAUGAUCGCCCCUUUGCACUUCCUGGAGGUGAAACUUGGCAAGAGGCCUCAACCUGUGAAAAGUGAGCUAGAUGAGAAAGAGGAGCAGAGGAAAAGGCACCUGGAAAAGAACAAAGUGGUGGCUGCCCGAUGUCGGAACAAGAAGGAGCGGACGGAGUUUCUGCAGCGGGAAUCCGAGUGGCUGGAGCUCAUGAAUGCGGAGCUGAAAACCCAGAUGGAGGAGCUGAAGCAGGAGCGGCAGCAGCUCAUCCUGAUGCUCAACCGGCAUCGCCCCACCUGCAUCGUCAGGACCGACCGUGUUAAGACCCCCGACUCAGAAGGCAACCCACUGCUGGAGCAGCUGGAGAAGAAGUGACCGUAGGCUGGGAGGGGGAAGAGGUGGAGGAGAUGCAGAGAAGGUGGAGGAGGAGGGUCCCAGAGGGCUCUUCUUUGCUGCAUGAAAAACUCUUCCGUGAGGCUCAGCACAGCCAGCAUCGGCCAGGCUUUUUUGUGAAACUCAGAUCAGCCACACCAGGGGAAGAAACCCAGGCUGAUGAAACCCAGGACCAAGCGCUGAGACCAAAGUAGUCCUGAGGGAGGCCUGUUCUGCCUGGGGCCAGGCUUGCAGGAGGCAGG
This is a messenger RNA of Myotis daubentonii (Daubenton's bat), 776 nucleotides long. Its product is annotated as jun dimerization protein 2-like. The transcript has a single exon. The record is from RefSeq and is a predicted model, not a curated record. NCBI's taxonomy places the organism in Eukaryota, Metazoa, Chordata, Mammalia, Chiroptera, Vespertilionidae. The coding region runs from base 28 to 516 and encodes 162 amino acids.